Molecule: messenger RNA, 1547 nt
Organism: Carya illinoinensis
Lineage: Eukaryota; Viridiplantae; Streptophyta; Magnoliopsida; Fagales; Juglandaceae
Product: putative ALA-interacting subunit 4
Exons: 8
Coding region: 233-1291 (352 amino acids)
Cellular component (GO): plasma membrane; Golgi apparatus; endoplasmic reticulum
Source: RefSeq, a predicted model, not a curated record
UUCAACCGUUCUUUUCUCCUUGCAACCCAACUGCCCUUUCUUCGUAAAUCGUAAGAACAGAAUAAAAAAAAAAAAAACCACCACUCACUAGAUAUAUAUAUAUAUAUAUUGUCGAUUCCUUUAGGAAAAUUAAAACAACCAUUUAAGUACCUUUGAUAUUUCAUCUUUUCGAAGAAAAUCACCGCGUUUUAAAAACUUUUCCAUUAUUUCUUCUAUCUUUAUUUUGGUGGAGAUGGCUUCCAAAGGAGCAACGAGCUCGGGAGGGGCCAAAGAUGGGACGUCCGAUUCAUCGUCUUCUUCCAAGAAGAAUUCCAAGAAACCCAAAUAUUCUAGGUUUACGCAACAAGAGCUUCCUGCGUGCAAACCAAUUUUAACGCCAGGAUGGGUCAUUACAACUUUUAUUGUUGUUGGCAUUAUCUUCAUUCCCAUUGGCUUUGCUUCCUUAUUUGCAUCAGAAUGGGUUGUGGAAAUUGUGGACCGCUACGAUGAGGAUUGCGUCCCUCGUAAUUAUACGUACAAUCAGCUUGCAUAUAUUCAAAGUAGUGAAACUAACAAGACAUGCACGAAGAGAUUGAUUGUUCCAAAGCAAAUGAAAAGUCCUGUCUAUAUCUAUUAUCAACUUGAUAACUUCUAUCAGAAUCAUCGUAGAUAUGUUAAGAGUAGAAGUGAUAAACAAUUGAGGAGCAGAGCCAGUGAGGGUGAUACAAGUUCCUGCAAACCGGAAGCCGUUGGUGGAAAUAAUUAUCCAAUUGUUCCUUGUGGCCUCAUUGCAUGGAGUUUAUUUAAUGACACAUACGGAUUUUCAGUGAAAAACAAGGCGCUAGAGGUCAGCAAAAAGAACAUAGCAUGGAAAAGUGACCAGGAGCAUAAAUUUGGCUCUGAUGUUUAUCCGAAAAAUUUUCAGAGUGGAGGUUUGAUUGGGGGUGCCAAACUAAAUGCGAGCAUUCCUUUGAGUGAACAAGAGGAUCUUAUUGUUUGGAUGCGAACAGCGGCCCUGCCAACUUUCAGAAAACUAUAUGGGAAAAUAGAGACAGAUCUUGAAGCUAAUGAUGAAAUAACUGUAGUAAUACAGAACAAUUACAACAUCUAUAGUUUUGGUGGCAAGAAGAGGCUGGUUCUUUCAACCACAAGCUGGAUUGGCGGCAAAAAUGAUUUCCUGGGUGUAGCAUAUCUUACUGUUGGUGGACUGUGCUUGUUCUUCGCUAUUAGCUUCAUAUUUUUGUACGUGAUCAUGCCAAGGCCUCUUGGGGAUCCAUCCUAUUUGUCUUGGAACAGAGGACAGGUGAAUUAAACCUUUUAAGAUACGCCCUGCCCUGCCUCUCAUGUGCAAAUUUUUGUGCCACAUUCUUAACUUAAAUGUAUAGUACAUGGAGCUCUGCUGCUAUCAAUAAUUUUCUUUUCUAAGAAGCAGGGUGCAUUGUUCUAAUUUGGUGCUCGGUUCAUUUCGGUUGUAACCCCUUAUAUUUUUCACAGAACAAGUGAGACUUACAGGCUCGAUUUCCUUGGGCUGCUGCAAUGCAUAUAGUUUUGUGGAUGAUUAAUAGACA